AUGGUUAACGUUGCCAUCAACGGUUUCGGUCGCAUUGGCCGCCUCGUGCUUCGCGCCGCUGCCAAGAACCCGAAUAUCAAGGUUGUCGCUGUGAACGACCCGUUCAUCGCCACCAAGUACAUGGAGUACAUGCUCAAGUACGACACUGUGCACGGCCGUUUCGACGGUAAGAUCGACCACGAUGAAAAGAACAUCUACGUUGAUGGCAAGCCCAUCCGUGUGUUCAACGAGAUGGACCCCGCCAACAUCAAGUGGGGAGAGGAGCAG
Messenger RNA from Phytophthora nicotianae INRA-310, 267 nucleotides. Its product is annotated as glyceraldehyde-3-phosphate dehydrogenase. The record is from RefSeq and is a predicted model, not a curated record. Lineage: Eukaryota; Oomycota; Peronosporomycetes; Peronosporales; Peronosporaceae. The annotation marks the transcript as partial. Gene Ontology annotation, molecular function: oxidoreductase activity, acting on the aldehyde or oxo group of donors, NAD or NADP as acceptor; NAD binding. The transcript has a single exon.